Messenger RNA from Theobroma cacao (cacao), 637 nucleotides. NCBI's taxonomy places the organism in Eukaryota, Viridiplantae, Streptophyta, Magnoliopsida, Malvales, Malvaceae. The record is from RefSeq and is a predicted model, not a curated record.
AUGUCGAACUUUGUUCAGGAUUUUGAAGGAGAUGAACAGUUUCCAAGCACUGUCAUCUCACACUCGUCUAGCGAGAGUCCCAAUCCUGUUGAAAAUGGUGGUGAUGCUUCAACUCCUACCACCACAAGUUCAAAGAAGAAAAGAAAUCUUCCAGGGAAUCCAGGCAAAAUUCAGCUAAUUGUCAAGACACCAACUUUCUCCUUUGGCAAUUUCUCAGAUCCAGAUGCAGAGGUUGUUGCAUUAUCUCCAAAGACUCUAAUGGCAACCAACAGGUACAUAUGUGAAGUCUGCCAUAAAGGAUUUCAAAGAGAUCAAAACCUUCAGCUCCAUAGGAGAGGACAUAACUUGCCUUGGAAGCUGAAGCAAAGAACAAAUACACAGGUUAAGAAAAGGGUUUAUGUCUGUCCUGAGCCAAAUUGUGUGCACCAUGAUCCAAGCCGGGCUCUAGGUGACUUGACUGGCAUUAAGAAGCACUUCUGCAGGAAGCAUGGAGAAAAGAAAUGGAAGUGUGAUAAAUGCUCCAAACGAUAUGCUGUUCAAUCAGACUGGAAGGCACAUACAAAGAUCUGUGGCACCCGAGAAUAUCGUUGUGAUUGUGGCACAAUUUUUUCAAGGUAGAGGUCUAUUGCAGUUCCAU